UCGUGUUAGAUCUCUCACAGGGCCAUUCGAUUAUAGACCAGUGACGGGACGUGUCGACCAUGUGGCGAAAAACGAUAAUCAAUAUUGUAAUUUUGUGUUUUGCACUGUUCGUUACCUGUCGAGGGUGCGAAGAGAGGUUCGCACCGUUAGAGACGGCCAGGGCAAAAUUGAAAUCUACUCAAAAUGGCUUCAAAAUGUCGAUUUUUGGUAACCCCGACAAGUACAUACCCCACUCCGGUUACAGCGUAACCGUCGACAGCGAUAACUUGGACUUCAAUUGGUUUAUGGUGACGGCUGAGAGGUUAUGUGACGAAGUUGAUGAAGAGGAAUGUGGAGAUCCAGCUUCGCCUGAUCGAGCAGGUUCGCUACAGCUGUUACAAGGACCUGAUGGUGACGUGACAUUCCAUCCUGAAUGUAUCAACACAUUAGUGCAAUCUAAACCCGUCGAAGAACUCAAAAGGCCCAAAAUCGAAUUUGUAUGGAUGGCUCCAAAAUCCGGCAGCGGUUGUGUUUACAUUAGAGCAUUGUUGUCACAAGUUAACCAGACCGGUACAAUCCACGAAACAGAACUUCUCACAGAGUUGUGCGAAUUAGUCGAAACGUCUUCGAGUCGACCGACCGAAGAAGACACUAAAUGUUGUGCUUGCGACGAAGCCGUGUAUGAGAUGAAAUUCGAAGGACUUUGGUCGGCCAAAACUCACUCUAAAGACUUUCCGACCGCACUGUGGUUGACCCAUUUCAGCGACAUUAUAGGAGCGUCGCACGACAAGAACUUCUCGCUCUUCACUGAAGGCCAAUGGGCUACCGACGGGGUCAGACAGCUUGCCGAAUGGGGAUCCACCGGCAUUUUGGAAUCCGAACUUAGGCAACAGAAAAGACAUUUGAGGACUCUGAUCAAAGCUGCCGGCCUGUGGCAUCCUCGCGUCAACUCCAACACCACGUCUAAGUUUCGGGUUGACCGGAAACAUCAUUUCGUUUCAAUGGGCAGCAUGAUUGGACCAUCUCCUGAUUGGUUCGUGGGCGUUAACGGCUACAACCUGUGCGAAAAAGACUGCCAGUGGGCUCGGACCAGAACUGUUGACUUGUACGCUUACGACGCCGGUACCGACAGCGGCCGGUCUUACUUGUCUCACAACCAGGAAACGCUUCCUCACGAACGCUUAUACCGCAUUAGUUCCACCUACCCUGACGACCCCGCAUCACCGUUUUUUGAUGAGCAAGGCCGGGAAAUAGCUCCACUUGCUCGCCUCCACCUGAACAGGAUCAAUGUCAUACCUAAAUCGUGUUCGGACAAGAUCAUCACGGACCUGAUCGAUGAACUGGCCGUUUCCGAGAACACCCAAGACGCAUCGAGACAGGAAUGUGCCGUUUCUAAGUACUCUGAGUGGAGCGAAUGCAACGUGUCAUGCGGUAAAGGACUCAGGUCGAGGAGUCGGAAAUACUUGAACGAGGCCGCUGCCAAGAAGGCUGGUUGUGACAGACAGUUGGUCUCCAAGGAAAUGUGUUUGUCUUCAGUUCCUAUUUGCCCUGGUGAAACGGAACAGGAAGACGACAGUUUGCUGUUGGACGACGCCAGGUGUAAUACUACUGAGUGGACGCCCAUGUCACAGUGUUCGGUGUCUUGCGGCAUUGGAUUUAUGAUGCGAACCAGACAAUUUUUGGAAUAUUCUAGUUACAAGAAAUGCCGUCACAUAGGUCUGGUGAUGAAGAAGAAAUGCAUGAUGCCGGCCUGCACUAAAACCGUUGACGAGAGAACCGACACCGGUGAAUGUCCGGUUACCGAAUGGAGCACGUGGAGUCCGUGCAACGUGACCUGCGGGCAAGGCAUAACGCUCAGGUCAAGACUGCUUUUGGUAUCCGAAGAAAACUUCACUAAGUGCUACGAAAACGUCGUGUUAGAGGAGACUAAGGUGUGCAACGGGAUCAGACCCACUUGUGCCAUUACCAGCUCCCUGGCUAAGGAAAUUUGUACUCAAGACAAAAACGAGGGGGCUUGCAGUCUGAAUACCAUCCGGUAUUACUACGACAAGGACUCCAGGACUUGCCGACCGUUUAAGUACGGCGGUUGUCGAGGAAACGAAAACAAUUUUAAAAGCGCCAACGAAUGCUACAACGUUUGUCGCAAAGUCACAUAAAUGCAUUCAAAAUAUAACCUAUGACUUUACGACGUUGUCGGUUAUGAAAUUGUUAUAAGUAUAAAAAAUAUUAUGUUUUUUUUCUUUUCCUUUUUAAGUACCCAAUAUAAAUACAAAUUAUCACUUUGUAAAUGGUAAUUAGUAAUUAAUUAUUUUAUUGCUACUUAUUGACUCAACGGUAGUUCUGUUUAGGCACUAGGUCAAUAAUGUAAUAUUUUUGUGUUGUAAAAUGCAAAUUUUAAUUAGAAAUACUCAAAAUAAGUUGUGUUUUCCCCUGCGAAUAAACUUGUUAUACUUGUAUCACUUCAAUAUAUAUAUAACCUACUAACCGAUGGGUUGAAUAAAA
Adelges cooleyi (spruce gall adelgid) is the source of this 2481-nucleotide messenger RNA. Its product is annotated as spondin-1-like. The transcript has 11 exons. NCBI's taxonomy places the organism in Eukaryota, Metazoa, Arthropoda, Insecta, Hemiptera, Adelgidae. Bases 60 to 2135 code for a protein of 691 amino acids. The record is from RefSeq and is a predicted model, not a curated record. Gene Ontology annotation, molecular function: serine-type endopeptidase inhibitor activity. Gene Ontology annotation, cellular component: extracellular matrix. Gene Ontology annotation, biological process: cell adhesion.